AUGACUGACUACGUCUUUAAGCUAUCAUCUGCCCAAAACAUUCAGAUACAAGCCCAACCACAAACGGUUGUUUUUCUGAAGAAUGAUUUGGUUAUUGUGUGUUCCAUCACUAACCCUACACAACUCAGUUCAGUGUUCUUCAUACAGAUACUGAAGAACUCUAGUACCACAUUUGAUAAAGUAGUGUCAGUAACUACAGGACAAGCAUUACCAGUCCAAUGGAAGGACACCGUCUUACAAAACCGAGCCUCUGUUACUGGGAACAUAAACUCUCCACGAACUGCACAACUGAGAUUGACGAUAGAUAAAAAUAGUGUGCAGUGUCCUACUGACUUUAAGAUGUACUCUUGUAAAAUGUCAGGAAUGAGUACUGCUUCUAACCCUGUCACAGAAGAGACUAGUCCAAUCACUAUAUUUUACAUUGUCCAACCAACCAUAAUUGAACUUCCACGAGUGAGGAUCCUGAAUGAGAUCUAUGAUACACCAAAGAGACAGUUUCCUGUUGGAACUACGAUACAGUUAACCUGCCAUGGAGAGAUUGGGAAUAACGUAAGCAAAACUAUCAGAUGGUGUGCCCGAAAAGAUGGUGAAUUUAGUUUCACAGGAUUGGUUCAGACCCCGAUCCACUCAAAGGCUUCUCCUUCUGGUUGUCAGUACACACGCUCCAGCGUCAUCACAUACAACCUUACCAGUGAAGACAUCUUCACAGAGUUUUUGUGUGAAUCAGGAGAUACCGGUAUGUGUGGGACGGGGACCGCCGUACAAUACGUCAACAUUAGCAGCAGUAAGCUCAAUAUGUUCUUUGUGCAUAUUUUGUGA
Messenger RNA from Magallana angulata, 819 nucleotides. RefSeq lists its product as uncharacterized. Bases 1 to 819 code for a protein of 272 amino acids. NCBI's taxonomy places the organism in Eukaryota, Metazoa, Mollusca, Bivalvia, Ostreida, Ostreidae. The record is from RefSeq and is a predicted model, not a curated record. The transcript is spliced from 4 exons.